AUGAAUUUAGGAAUAAGUUUUGUGAUGUUACUUACAAAUUGGACGCUCCGAGAUAUUCCUGCCGUAGAAAAUAUUGGAUCAGCAUUGAAGUGUGCGUUUUUAACAAGAACAGCCUGUAAAUCAUCAUUUGUUUACAAUGAAUUUAGUAAACAGUGUACUAUAAAUCCACAAUUGAUACCAUCGAUAAAAAAUAUGACGUUUUCUCCAGGCUCUGUAUAUUUCUUUAGUAAAGCUCCAUCAUUUUGUAAAGAUAUUCAAGGAUGCCAAACAGUUUAUUAUGAUGGUGAAUAUUGGUUAUAUCCUGACGCAUAUAAUAAUACAAUUGAAACUAAAAUAUAUUGUCACGAUAUGAUGACGGAUUCACCAAAGGAAUACCUGACAUUGCAUGCACCAAAUUCUGUCGAAAGCCCAAAAGGACAGUACGUUUCUUCAUCAUGUACCUUGAAUACGAGGGUAUGGUCAGUAACGGGAAAAACAGAAUUUUUGAAGAUAGGAAUAAAUCCAGAGACAAUGACCAUUGACCCUGAAGACUAUCGAUUUACCAAUCAGGUUUAUGGAAAAUCAAGACCCUAUGGUCUUGCGUUUGGAUGUUCCUUGUCGUUUAAGACAUGUCCACUAAGAGCUAAUGCAAUAUUAAAUAUCAAGCUGACUGGCCUUGUAUUCGAUCCUCCGAAUGAGUGGGUGGCAUAUAAAUUCACCGGUAAAAUGCAAAUGCAGGUCAAAACUGACCACGAAGUAAGACUACUGGGCGAUGGGUAUUGUGGUGGUGCGAUACAUGAAGGCCCAAUCAAAUUACAACCAGACGCCAACUAUAGGCCACCAAUAUAUUCAGCAAAGGAAUUAUAA
Messenger RNA from Lottia gigantea (owl limpet), 846 nucleotides. RefSeq lists its product as hypothetical. The coding region runs from base 1 to 846 and encodes 281 amino acids. The transcript is spliced from 5 exons. Lineage: Eukaryota; Metazoa; Mollusca; Gastropoda; Lottiidae. The record is from RefSeq and is a predicted model, not a curated record. Gene Ontology annotation, molecular function: metalloendopeptidase activity; zinc ion binding.